This is a messenger RNA of Gorilla gorilla gorilla (western lowland gorilla), 6017 nucleotides long. RefSeq names its product forkhead box L2 (gene FOXL2). The record is from RefSeq and is a predicted model, not a curated record. Lineage: Eukaryota; Metazoa; Chordata; Mammalia; Primates; Hominidae. The transcript has 2 exons. The coding region runs from base 510 to 1640 and encodes 376 amino acids. Gene Ontology annotation, biological process: regulation of transcription by RNA polymerase II; cell differentiation; anatomical structure morphogenesis. Gene Ontology annotation, molecular function: DNA-binding transcription factor activity, RNA polymerase II-specific; RNA polymerase II cis-regulatory region sequence-specific DNA binding.
CUUGGAGAUGAACUCGCCCGUGCGCGGCUGGCCGCCCCGCUAUAGGGGCGAAGGCGCCUGACGCAAGCGGAACUCGGUGGAGCCCAUACGAAUCAGAACAGAGCGAGGCUCCUGGCGCACUAGGGACUCCAGGAGGCAGCUCCGCCAGAGACGCGGGUCGUGCUUCGGGAAACCGGGGGGCGGGGGGAGGGGAAGAGCGCAGAAAAGAAAACCCACCAAGGCGGGGACUGGCCUGAGCGGGGAGGGGCGGCGAGGCCGGAGCCCCUCUCUGUUGGGCGGACUCCCCAUGGCCAGAGGCUGAGCUCCACUCCCGCCGGCCGCUCCCUAGGGGAAGGGGAAGGAGAGGGGAGAGCAGCGAGAGGCCUCCAGCAAGCAAGCGCGGGCGGCAUCCGCAGUCUCCAGAAGUUUGAGACUCGGCCGUAAGCGGACUUGUGCGCCCCAACUCUUUGCCGCGCCAGCGCCUGGAGCGGAGAGCAGAGGCGGCCCGGCCGCGGCACGCCGGCUUUGUCAUGAUGGCCAGCUACCCCGAGCCCGAGGACGCGGCGGGGGCCCUGCUGGCCCCAGAGACCGGUCGCACAGUCAAGGAACCAGAAGGGCCGCCGCCGAGCCCAGGCAAGGGCGGUGGGGGUGGCGGCGGGACAGCCCCGGAGAAGCCGGACCCGGCGCAGAAGCCCCCGUACUCGUACGUGGCGCUCAUCGCCAUGGCGAUCCGCGAGAGCGCGGAGAAGAGGCUCACGCUGUCCGGCAUCUACCAGUACAUCAUCGCCAAGUUCCCGUUCUAUGAGAAGAACAAGAAGGGCUGGCAAAAUAGCAUCCGCCACAACCUCAGCCUCAACGAGUGCUUCAUCAAGGUGCCGCGCGAGGGCGGCGGCGAGCGCAAGGGCAACUACUGGACGCUGGACCCGGCCUGCGAAGACAUGUUCGAGAAGGGCAACUACCGGCGCCGCCGCCGCAUGAAGAGGCCCUUCCGGCCGCCGCCCGCGCACUUCCAGCCGGGCAAGGGGCUCUUCGGGGCCGGAGGCGCCGCAGGCGGGUGCGGCGUGGCGGGCGCCGGGGCCGACGGCUACGGCUACCUGGCGCCCCCCAAGUACCUGCAGUCUGGCUUCCUCAACAACUCGUGGCCGCUACCGCAGCCUCCCUCACCCAUGCCCUAUGCCUCCUGCCAGAUGGCGGCGGCCGCAGCGGCUGCAGCAGCUGCGGCUGCAGCCGCGGGCCCCGGUAGCCCUGGCGCGGCCGCUGUGGUCAAGGGGCUGGCGGGCCCGGCCGCCUCGUACGGGCCGUACACACGCGUGCAGAGCAUGGCGCUGCCCCCCGGCGUAGUGAACUCGUACAACGGCCUGGGAGGCCCGCCGGCCGCACCCCCGCCUCCGCCGCACCCCCACCCGCAUCCGCACGCACACCAUCUGCACGCGGCCGCCGCACCGCCGCCUGCCCCACCGCACCACGGGGCCGCCGCGCCGCCCCCGGGCCAGCUCAGCCCUGCCAGCCCAGCCACCGCCGCGCCCCCGGCGCCCGCGCCCACCAGUGCGCCGGGCCUGCAGUUCGCUUGUGCCCGGCAGCCCGAGCUCGCCAUGAUGCAUUGCUCUUACUGGGACCACGACAGCAAGACCGGCGCGCUGCAUUCGCGCCUAGAUCUCUGAGAGCCCACCGCAUGCCGGUGCAGACGGAUGCGAGGAUGCAGGGACGCGCGACGCCGGCCCCUGUCGCAGCCGACGACGCCGCCGCCAGCCUGACCUCACACCCUCUGGGCCCGCCUCUGGAGCCAGCGCCCAGGGUCCCUCUGUGCUUUUUCGCUCUCCUAAGCUCCUGUCGCUCCUCUUUGUCCCCUCAGCUUAUGUCCUCCUGUGCUCACCUCCCUGACCUCUAUGACCUUGCACUCCCCUGGCCUGAAGCUGCCUCUCUGCGCGCUUUCUACUGGGCUCGUCUCUUUCCGGAGCCCCAGCGUCUCCUGCCCAAAUUCACCGCGGAAAGGGCCCGGGGCCGAGGUGCGACCGGGCGUCGGCAGCGCAGACCUCUUGGCCUUCUCUCACAGGUCGGUGCGCUCGCGCUCCGCGUUCCCCGCCCGACUGCCGUGCAGUCCGUGGCUAGACGCGCCGGACAGGACCGAUGGCGGGACCGCGCUGCCCGAGAAAGGGACGGACCAAUACGUGUGUUUGCUCCGCGAACCCUCUUGAAGCUGUUCAGAAGCCGCUUGCCGCGGGGCCCACUAGGCGGGGCGGGGGUUGGGACCCAGCGGGAGCCGGGGCAGCCUGGCUCCACGGCCUGUGCUCGGUUUACACCGCGGGCCGGCGCGGAGGGAGGCUGCGUUUCCUCCGCUAUCAGUCCCGUCGCUUCGGGCACCUCCGGGCCCCGGCGGCUGGCUAAUGUUUUGUUUGAAAGAUCAGUGGAACUUUUUAAGACAGUAUUUAAAAAAAAAAAAAGGAAAAAAAAUUCACCGGGCAACCGGGGAAGUAUUGUGGCCUUGGAGUUUGCUAAAUCCAAAUAUGAAAAUCAAAAGCUUUAGUAUUCCUCAUCUUCUCUUCUGGAAGAUUUGCGUUAGAGUUCCUAUUGGGCCUUCAAAAAGCUGUGUUCAGAGUUAGGAGAAUAUAUCCAAUAAAAGAUGGUUUCGUCUACCAAUUGGGGAAGUUUCACCCUCUCCCUAUCUGAAGAAAAAAAUCAAAAACAAAUGUCCCCGGAUCUUCCGAUGCAAGUCCUGGAGGCAGGGAGAGCACUGCCUGCCUGGCCCACGCUGCUGGGACGGCUCGUCCUCCCUGCUUUUUGUUUUUCAAACGUCCUGCUUCUCCCACCUUGGGAAGGAGAAAUGUGAAACCCGGCAGCGGCCGACCUAGGCGGUCUUGUGGCCCGGAGCCGGCCCGGCCCGAAAACCAUAGACCUGGUUGUACUGUAGCUUGUUGUUUGGGGGACCAAAUUUUCUAGAGAGAACUAGAGCACUUUUGUUGUGUUUUUUUGUUUUGUUUUUGUUUUUUGCCUUGUCGAUUCCCGAAUAAAUUUUUUGUUCCUUCUUUUAACACGGACUUCUUUAUUUCUGUCGCUCCUAAGUUAGUUCAGCAGCUAGUUAAAAGAGGAAGAUUUUCAGCAAAAUUUUAUCUUUUUCAGAAUGAGUUAAAGAUUGAGAGCAACCGGGGUGGCAGGCGUUUGUGGCUGUCGCUGCUGCUUUGUUUUCCUGGGGAUUGUUUGUUUUCUGUGUCAUCACUGGCCCGUUGCGGCUGUUUAACGUCAGCAGAAAGACUUUUUCUGCCGUGGUUCGUUCACAAGGCGCGACUGUAGGCAUCCUGCGAGAGGCUACAAGGCAGGAGACUAAGCCACGGGGAUUCUCAGGGGGCAUCACUUCAAGACUGGGACUGGAGCUUACCAGGAACCGGCAGGAGCAGGAUGGAGAGGGAGGCUCAGCUGGAGCAGGAAGCCCUAGAGGCUGGUCAGGCCUGGUGUCUGGGUGCCUUUGGUGCCCGGCUGCUCCACUAUCUGGCUAAGGGGAGUUGCAGAACAGAAAGCAGCCUGCUGUGUGCAUGUCUGUUUGUGCUUUGUCUAGCGUGAAAAUUUAGCCCAUGGGCAAGUAAUUGUGUAGUCUGUAUCUGCUGCAAAUGUGUGUGUACAGUGUCAGUUGUGUAUUGGUGACAGGGUGGGAGGUGUGUGUGUCUGUCAUUCGCCUGCAGAGUGGGCAUAUAUUUUCAGCAUUGUAAUAAUCAUAUGGCUAACACUUAGGAAGUGCUUACUGGGACCACAGUGUGUGUGGCAUUCAUACCUCAUUGGUGAUGUAUGCAUUUGUGGGUGUGUAUUCCUGGCUUGCUGAAAAAUAAAAUAAUAUGGACAGAGCCUUUGCUUCAUCAGGCAGAGGCUCCCUGUUCUGAAGCUGGCUGUCAGCACUCCCCCAACUGCCGUCUCAAGCAGAGAAAGCAAGGGAGGGAAGCUUCCAGGACCAAGCCCUGGUGGGCAGGUAGAAGCCCACCUCCAGUGAGACGGAGAAGUUGGCCGGGGCCAGCAAUGAAGGACCAGCCUGUCUCCUCCCCGAGAACUGAAAGGCAAAACGCACCCAAGGCUGGGAAGAGAGCAGCAGCCUCACCAAGUAAGGAAGACAGAAUGAAGCAAUCAGUGAGGGUUUCCUGGGUCUACACAGGGAUUGAAGGAGGUGAGAGAAGGGAGCCAAAUCAUACCCCACUUCCCCAUGGAUGCCCACAGGAAAAAUCUGUCUAACUCCAGCCCUCGGGAUUUCUCCAAAGCUCUUAAGUUUGGUCAUUUUCCCCAGGGCCGAAAGUUUAGUUCAAUGGCAGGCUUUCUUCAUCUCUCAUUUCCUUUCUCUUCUCUCCCUCUUCGCACUUUUGAGUUUCUAUUAUAGAAGCUGAUUUAAGCAAUUCCUGAGGGCAAAAGUAUUUGAGUUAUAUAGCAAUUAUGCCUUAGCAUAUACAGUCUGGCCUAGAUGGCUGGGCCAUGUGAGUGUGUGUAUAUAUAUUGGCCAGUGUGUAAAUACAAUGUAAAUAGAGUUUAAUACAAAUACCCAGCCAAUUUCUGAAUGUCCUGGGUAAUGAGUUGCUCUUGCAUGAAGAUUAUGUGUGAGGUGGGUGUAAACAUCUCACACACUGCUGACAGUAUGAGCCCUCUCCUCACAUUUACACAGAAAUUCUUAGAGUCACCUCCACCUCACUAAAAUUGCCCAGUCAGAGUAAGUGGGUUGGUUUGGAGAAAGCAGGGGGAGGUGUCCUGUUCUCAAGAGGGACCUGGAGAAAUCUUUGCCAUUGAAGUACAUGCACCAAGGGACUGUGGGAAAGGGACCUACGGAGUUCUGGAGAUGGUCCUGUACCCUACUCCAGAGGGUAUUGACGGCUUGUUUCCAGCUUGCAUCAGUAAAUAGUUUGCUGCUCCAGAUCUGAGGCUUAGAUGAGCAAGAGGCCCUGGACCUUUCAUCCGAGGUUAGGUGCAUCCAGCCUUUGCCAGGGUUUCCCGGAAGCCAAGGCUGGAGAUGGGGCUGCAAGGAGCCCCCUGGCGGCGGGUGGAAAUUGGGGCCAGACCCAGGCUUCAUGCAGCCGGACAAGCAGAAUAUGGGCCAGGAAUCUGGGUCUGGCCCAAGAUAGUUUGCUCUCAACCGAGCUCUUCCCUUUAUGAAGGUCUGGGCCAGGCUUCAUGGACAGGAUCACCGGACCAGACUCCUGGCUUCUGGGUGGGGGUCUAAGGCCAGGAAACAUCUUGAUCAGGCUCAGCAUCCCUGCAGUGUCCCCAUUCUGCAGAUCUAACCUGGUGGUGACCCUGGGGCCCUGCCCGUCAGGCCUGCCACCACUGUGUGGCAGCCCCUACUCCUUGGAGUAGACUGUGGGACCCAUAGAAAAGAUGGGGAAAGGAUGGGACUAAGAGCCCCAUGCCUUCGGGACAACCAGGAAUUAAGGAUUCUUAAAACCGAGCAGUCUUAGCAACUUUCCACUUUCUGGAGAGAGGACUCCCAGCUGUCAUAAAAAGAGUGUCUUGGGUCUAGGAACCCAAAAUUACAUUACAUUUGAGGAAUCUCAGGUCCUAAGAAGAGAAGAGACCAACCAGAGGUCUUCCAGGUAUCUGUGAGGCAAAUGGCCUCCGAAAUUUUUAAAGGAGACUUGACAGCAGCUGAGCCUAGCUGCCACUGAUGCUCAAGGGAGCUGCGUACUAAGGGAGAGCCUCCCAGGAGUAGUAAGGGAGAGCCUCCCGGGAGAAGAAGGAAGCACAGUCUGAGCUGUGCCUUUUGCCUUUUUUGUUUGUUUGUUUGUUUCUGUACCACAGAAACUGCUGCUGCGCAGGCUGUUUGCCGCACAGGCUUGGUGCUGAGCUGUGAAAAGCAUGUUCUGGGAUCUUGUCACUUCGCGGAGGUGGCCUGUGCAGCAUGAGGCAAAGACCUGGCCUGUUUAGUCAGGAAGAACUGGGUUGGAGCCUGGUGUCCUCUUUAACAACUAUGUAACCUUGGGCAAAAUACCCAUUCAAAUUUCAGUGUUCUCCUCUAUAAAAUAGAAAUACGUGUGUGUAUCAGAAUUAUUAAAAUAAUUAAAUUUUCUAAUUUUUAA